UUCAGGGGAGGAGGAACGCCUCCCGGGUGAGGCGUGAACGGCGCGGUGCAUGCUGGGGACGCCUCUCUUUCGGGGAAAAGCGCGGGACGCAUAAAAGUACGGGUCCCGAGAGGUUGGUCGCGCCCUGGGCUCCAAAACGUGGUGGUGUCUCAGAUAAGAAUACAGCAUGCUUUUAAACAUUACAGACUAGAGAAAAGUGAGGGGGGAAAAGUCUAAACAUGAAGCCAUUUCUGACCACGUGCAGGUUACUUAGAAGUUUAAACGGAGUUUCCGUAAAACCAAGCCCUCUUGUGAGUCUCUCCACUUCCUCUUAUUUGUGUGGCCAGAAGAAAAAGAACUCUUACGAAGCAGUAGACCAGGCCAAGUAUUCUCGUUUAGUACGGUCCGUCUUGUCCAGAGCCCCGGUCCAGACCCCGGAGUCAUUGUUCAAGGAAGACGCUGUACUCUAUGGUCCUGUGAGUAAGCGUAAGGCUCCAGGGCAAGAGCAGCAGGCAAGAGUUCCACAGAACUGGUUUCCUAUCUUCAAUGAAGAGAGAAAUGUGAAACCACACACAAGUGUUUCUUCAGGUCCUUUGAAGAUCCCUUUGCAAAGAAAUGUGAUCCCCAGUGUGACACACAUCCUUCAGCAGACCAUGACGCCAGAGCAGAGUUUCUUUUUGGAGAGAUGGAAACAACGGAUGGUUCUGGAGCUGGGAGAAGAUGGAUUUGCAGAAUAUACUUCAAAUACCUUUUUACAAGGCAAACAGUUCCAUGAAGCUUUGGAAAGCAUACUUUCACCCCAGGAGAACUUAAAAGGGAGAGAAGAGCACCUCCAGUGUGGCUAUAUCAAAAGUGUCCAGCAUAUUUUGAAAGAAAUCAGUGGUGUGCAAGCUCUGGAGAGUGCUGUCAAGCACGAGGCCUUGAAGUAUGUAGGGCUGCUGGACUGUGUGGCUGAGUACCAAGGCAAGCUGUGUGUGAUCGAUUGGAAGACAUCAGAAAAACCAAAACCUUUUAUUCGAAAUACAUAUGACAACCCACUACAAAUUGUGGCGUAUAUGGGUGCUGUAAACCAUGAUGCCCACUACAGUUUUCAGGUUCAGUGUGGCUUAAUUGUGGUAGCCUAUAAAGACGGGUCCCCUGCCCACCCUCACUUCAUGGAUGAAGAGCUCUGUUCCAAGUAUUGGGCCAAGUGGCUUCUUCGACUAGAAGAAUAUGCAGAAAAACAAAAGAAUCAGAGUAUUCCAAAGCCAGACUAGAGGCCAGGAUAUUACUUGGGAACAUUCAGUGAAUCUGAGAGUUACGUUAACACAAACUGAAGAUGUAAUUUGUUGGGACUUAUUGCUGCUGAGAAGCCAGAAAGUCUAGAAGUCAGCACUGGACCAGCUGUCGUACCUCUGACUGCUACCUACCUGAGAAGAGGGCACACAGGAUUGGCAGUCACCUUGGUGACUUCUGGACUCUCUUGCAAAUCUUUUUGUUUCCCUGGCAGAAUGCCUAGUCUUUGAAUUGAGAUCAGAAGGCAGUGAAGCUUCAUGUGCCAAGCAUGUCCCUAGGGUUCUCAGGGAGGGGAGGGGUCACACACUGCCAGGGUGUGUAGAGGGAGAGCACAUCAACCAUCACCACUGUAACAGGUUCCUGCAAGGUGCUUUAUACAGUAGGACUCCUGUGUCAUUAGGGGAAAGCUGCUUCUUAACAUUGAAUUCAUUCACAUGUGACUGUUUGACCCAGAGUAAACCUGGCUGCGUAGAAAGCUGGAACACUCAGCACAUCAUUGGCCAGAUCCUUUUCCAUACAGAUAAGCCCCAGCAAUGGUCACCAUUGUUAGGGUUUUAGUACCCUGUUUCUAAUGUCAGUCAGCAGGCCAUGUACUAGAAAGAAAAAAAAAUACUAUUGUGGGGUUUUUCAACUAAGAGCAACACUGAUAAUCCAUUUUUCCCCCUGUGUUUGUAGGUAAUCAUUGAUUGUCUUUGAAUUUGGGAAAGUUAAAUAAAUGCCAUUAUUUCCCUGGGAGAGGGUUUUCUAUUUUAUAAAGUAAACCUCGUAGAGUUUAAGUUACACUACUAAUUUAAAAUUAUAGGUUCUGUAAUCACAUUUACUUUUCAUUAGUCAUAAAAAAAAAAAAAUAAAAGGUAUUUAGCUGACUCAGCAGUUAAAUGCUUCCUAGUCUCUCAGAGGACCAGAGUUUGGUUCCCAGUGCCCAUGUCUGGCAGCUCACAACUGCCUGUAACUCCAGUUCCAGGGGAUCUAGCACCCUCUCCUAGACUCUGAGGACACCCGUACUCAUAUGCAUAGACACACACAUACACAUAAAUAAUGAGCUUUUUGUUUUGUUUUCUGAGACGGGGUUUCUAUGUGUACCUCUGGCUGUCCUGGAAUUCACUCUGUAGACCAGGCUAGUCUUGAGUAAUAAGCUUUUUUUAAAGAAAAAAAUAAUAGUAAGAGUAAUAAAAAGUUUUGUUUGUUUUUA
This is a messenger RNA of Peromyscus californicus insignis, 2446 nucleotides long. RefSeq names its product mitochondrial genome maintenance exonuclease 1 (gene Mgme1). Gene Ontology annotation, molecular function: single-stranded DNA exodeoxyribonuclease activity. Lineage: Eukaryota; Metazoa; Chordata; Mammalia; Rodentia; Cricetidae. Gene Ontology annotation, biological process: mitochondrial DNA replication. Gene Ontology annotation, cellular component: mitochondrion. The record is from RefSeq and is a predicted model, not a curated record.